Molecule: messenger RNA, 3447 nt
Organism: Hippocampus zosterae (dwarf seahorse)
Lineage: Eukaryota; Metazoa; Chordata; Actinopteri; Syngnathiformes; Syngnathidae
Gene: mef2d
Product: myocyte enhancer factor 2d
Exons: 13
Coding region: 555-2231 (558 amino acids)
Biological process (GO): cell differentiation; positive regulation of transcription by RNA polymerase II
Molecular function (GO): DNA-binding transcription factor activity, RNA polymerase II-specific; RNA polymerase II cis-regulatory region sequence-specific DNA binding; protein dimerization activity
Source: RefSeq, a predicted model, not a curated record
GACGCCCGCCUCAGGACGAGCAUCGUCUCCAUUUGCAGCGUAGCUAAAUAGUUACGCCGCACGUCAAGUCGGAGACAAUUUGAUCAUUCGCAGCCGGGGCGCGCUCGGCCGGACGAAGAACUGUAGGCGGUCGCGAUUUGGGACACUUUGAGCCGUCGUUGGACGCAGCCAGACCACGUUCGCCUUCUCCGGUAUAUGCUGAUGCUCCUUUGGCCCGAGUUUUGGACGGACUGACAUGUUUACGCCAUACUUUGCCCCUUAUAGAAUUUUGGGAACUUGUCAUAGUGGAAGCUUAAAAGACGGCACGACAAAGCAUUCAGAGCCGGCCAGCUGAGGUGAAGGCAAGGGCACAGUGUGGAUGAGCCGCCCUGGAAACGAGGACCAUGAUCUGAAGGCUCGCCGGUCCGCUGUUCUUUCUCCAUCGUCAUCAUUGAAUAAACGGCUCCCGUGUCCGGCAGGAAGUGUUUCAACGUAACAAGCAGGAAGUGGAAGAAGAUUCGGCCCCCGUUCACCGUGAACCCCCCCUCCCCCACGUCCGCCGCAACGACAUCAACAUGGGGAGGAAAAAGAUUCAGAUUCAGAGGAUCACCGACGAGCGCAACAGACAGGUGACCUUCACCAAACGAAAGUUUGGCCUGAUGAAGAAGGCGUACGAACUGAGCGUGCUGUGCGACUGCGAGAUCGCCCUCAUCAUCUUCAACCACUCGAACAAGCUCUUCCAGUACGCCAGCACCGACAUGGACAAGGUGCUGCUCAAGUACACCGAAUACAACGAGCCGCACGAGAGCCGAACCAACGCCGACAUCAUCGAGACAUUGCGAAAGAAAUCCUUUAACGGCUGCAACAGCCCCGAACCCGAUGGCGACGACUCCAUCGACCAAAGCCCGCUAAACGACGACAAGUACCGCAACAAGACGGACGACCUGGACACCCUCUACAAGCGCUACGGCGCCACCGUCCCGCAGCCAACCUUCUCCAUGCCCGUCACCGUGCCAGUGUCCAAUCAGAGCGCCCCACCGCCGCAACCCGCCACCCUUCAGUUCAGCAACAACCCGGGCGGCACCUUGGUCACCACCACCUCCUUCAUCAACGCCGCCCUCUCGGACCCCCGCCUGCUGUCACCGCAGCAACCCACCCUGCAAAGGAACACCGUCUCACCGGGACUGCCGCAGCGACCUGCAAGCGCGGGCGCACUCCUCAGUGGAGAUCUGGGAAACUCCAAUGGAGCGUGUCCAAGUCCAGUCCCUAACGGCUACUUGAGCGCCCGGGCCUCACCAGGCUUGCUGUCCGUCUCCAACGGCAACAACAGCAACCUGGUCAAAGUAGUCCCAGCCAAGUCUCCGCCUCCUGCCAGUCCUCAGAUGGUCAGCGGUCGCAAGUCGGACCUCCGGGUCAUCACCUCACAAGGGGGCAAGAGCCUCAUGCAACUGACAGAAGAAGAGCUGGAGCUGGUCAGCGAGAAUGCUCAGCGGCUAGGCGGCUCCCAGGUGCCGCAGCCCCUCACCACCCCAGUUGUUUCCGUGGCGACGCCCAGCCUCCUGGCGCCCUUCUCCGCCAUGCAGACAGCCUACAACACUGAGUACCAGUUGACGAGCGCCGACCUGACGGCCCUGCAGACGUUCACGCCGGCGGGCCUGGUGCCCGGCAACAUGGCUGCCUGGCAACAGCAACAGCAGCCGUCCGUCGCCCAACAGCAGACGGCGCCGGCUAUCAGCCUGGCCUCACUCACAAACCUGGUCAUGUGGGGUUCAGACAAACAGAGUGCAGAGAUGGUUAACUGCAUCUCCAACAUUGCUGCUAACCUCAGGCCAAUGGCUCCCCUCCCUCAGGGCACAGCGCUGACGGUCAACACCAACCCUCACGUCAACAUCAAAUCUGAGCCCGUGUCGCCCAACCGGGACCGCAGCACUCCCUGCCCCACCUUGGGCGCUGGCGUGCAAGUCCACGGGCAGGUGGUACCGUCGUACCCCGCCAGCGGCCAGGGCCGUUCUCCCGUCGACAGCCUGAGCAGCAACGCCAGCUCGUACGACGGCAGCGACCGGGACGACGCUGCCGCCCAGGGCCGGGGCGGAGGAGGAGGGGGUGGGAGCGGCGGCGGGGGUCCGGACUUCCAGCUCCACCAGCAGGCCGGCGUCCAGCAACCCACCAUGGUCCUGCUGCGGCCCGCCUCGACCGAGCCGCAGGAGCAGGACAACGUGAAGAGGAUAAGGUUGGACACGUGGGUCACAUAAAGUGCCGGCCAGUGCCAUGCUUGGCCAGGCCGAGUCGGACGGAACCAGUUGAGGCCCGUGACCCCCCCAAGUUCACACACACACACACACACGCCAGCCUCGAAACUCCUUCACACACACACACGAGCAUGCUUAACACUCGGGCACACACAUUCACAUGCACUACUCAGAAAAGGUUAGGGGCUUUGAGGUGAAUUUUUGGGAUGAACCUAUCAUGCAUUAGAACCUUUUCAGUUGAACUUCAUUUGACAAUGUUUCAGUGCUUUUUGUACAAUUUGCUUUUCUCAACAUGUUUGUUUGGGUUUUUUUCCAUUUAUUUCCAAUUAAUUCCACUUUGCCUUUCGGUGCCUCUUCCAGUCUCUCAGUUGCAACCUGCUGAUGACACCGUGACACUAAACUUAGUGUCCACUGCCCUUUGACCACAUCGGUUAAAUAUAUCGGUCAAAAAUAUGACUCUAAAUUUGUAAGAUUGUGACUUUUUUUUCCCUAAUAUAUUGUUGUCCCUUUUUUCUGGGGAGAAAAACAUUUACUUGUUUUAAAGCUGGCGGCCCGGUAAUCCAGUGGUUAGCACGUUGGCUUCACAGUGCUGAGGUACCGGGUUCGAUUCCAGCUCCGGCCUCCCUGUGUGGAGUUUGCAUGUUCUCCCCGGGCCUGCGUGGGUUUUCUCCGGGUGCUCCGGUUUCCUCCCACAUUCCAAAAACAUGCGUGGCAGGCUGAUUGAACACUCUAAAUUGUCCCUAGGUGUGAGUGUGAGUGCGAAUGGUUGUUCGUUUCUGUGUGCCCUGCGAUUGGCUGGCAACCGAUUCAGGGUGUCCCCCGCCUACUGCCCGGAGACAGCUGGGAUCGGCUUCAGCACCCCCCGCGACCCUAGUGAGGAUCAAGCGGUUCGGAAGAUGAAUGAAUGAAUGAAUGAAUGAAUGAAUGAAUGAAUGAAUGAAUGUUUUAAAGCUUCAGUGACAUAUUGUGAAAUAUUCUUCAAAAGAUUACGAACAUUCUUAAAUAUUUGAUUUGUGUAAAAUUAAGGCUGCAUUUUUAUUUCAUUCUCACAUUGCUUUUAUUUUAUUGUAAAAUAAUUGGGUUGGUAUUUUUAUCUUGUGGAUUCAGAUUUUUUUUGGUUGAGUUCAGAGUGUUAGCUGCUGGUUGCAAUACAGAUACAGAGACACUAGAAUAAUCACAGAUUUUUCCUUUUUCAGAAUUUGUCUUUGGUUUGUAAUUU